Labrus mixtus (cuckoo wrasse) is the source of this 3497-nucleotide messenger RNA. It is a transcript of the gene kdsr, whose product is annotated as 3-ketodihydrosphingosine reductase. Gene Ontology annotation, cellular component: endoplasmic reticulum membrane. The coding region runs from base 119 to 1198 and encodes 359 amino acids. The transcript is spliced from 10 exons. Gene Ontology annotation, molecular function: 3-dehydrosphinganine reductase activity. NCBI's taxonomy places the organism in Eukaryota, Metazoa, Chordata, Actinopteri, Labriformes, Labridae. Gene Ontology annotation, biological process: sphingolipid biosynthetic process. The record is from RefSeq and is a predicted model, not a curated record.
CCCUCUGUAUUUCGCCACCUCUCUUGAGGGCCGCCGCCAGCCUCGCAGCUCCGUUAUCGGACCCCAGACGCUGGCCUGCUAGUUAGCAAACAAGCUAACGAUUUGCUAUAUUUUACCCAUGUCCUCUGAAGAAGCGUUGAGCUCAACGAUCACGGAUUGGAUUUUCAUCAAUUCCUGGUGGCUUCUUCUGCCGUUCAUCAUGCUCCUCGUAGUUGCUGCCUUCAUCGUUGCCUUUGUGCUGUUGUUAUACAUGAUAUCGCCUCUUAUAAGCCCCAAACCUCUGAAACUCAACGGGGCCCACGUCGUGGUGACAGGAGGCUCAAGUGGGAUCGGUAAAAGUAUUGCAGUUGAGUGCUACAAGCAAGGAGCAUUCAUCACUUUGGUGGCACGGGAUGAGGCAAAAUUGCUUCAAGCGAAGAAAGAGGUGGAGAAAUUUGCCAUCAAUGAUAAACAGGUGGUUCUCUGCAUAUCAGUGGAUGUUUCCAGUGAUUACAGCCAGGUGGAAAGUGUGAUAAAACAGGCCCAAGAGAAGCUUGGACCAGUUGAUAUGUUGGUGAACUGCGCUGGAACUUCCAUUUCUGCGAAGUUUGAGGAAAUGGAAGUGGAUCGUUUCAAAAAACUGAUGGAAGUGAACUACUUGGGCAGCGUUUACCCGACACGAGCCGUCAUCACCACAAUGAAGGAGAGGAGAAUGGGCCGCAUCAUGUUUGUGUCCUCCCAAGCAGGCCAGGUUGGCCUGUUUGGAUACACCGCUUACUCUCCAUCCAAGUUUGCCCUGCGUGGCUUAGCAGAGUCGCUGCAGAUGGAGAUAAAGCCAUACAAUAUCUAUGUGACUGUGGCCUACCCCCCUGAUACUGACACUCCAGGAUUGGCUGAAGAAAACAAGACAAAGCCUCUCGAGACCAAGUUAAUCUCUGAAACAUCUGGCGUUUGCCAACCAGACCAAGUGGCCAAAAUCAUUGUUCGGGAUGCAGUGCAGGGGAACUUCAACAGCUCUGUGGGACCUGAUGGUUACAUGCUGUCAGCCCUCACCUGUGGAAUGUCACCUGUCACCUCCAUCACAGAAGGUCUCCAACAGAUUGUUACCAUGGGAUUAUUUCGGACCAUCGCCCUCUUCUACCUGGGAAGUUUUGACAGCAUUGUGCGCCGCUGCAUGAUUCAGAGGGAGCAGUCGAAAGCAGCUGACAAGAGAGAGUAACAGCAGCCUUAACCUGCUACACACAGUCCAAUGCCCCUUCACCUCCACCCUUAACCCUUUCUCACAAUCCUUUCCUCUCCUUCAACUGUUCUGGUGCACAACCGUAGACUGAAAACAGUGACAGACGUUUACUCUUUUCUUGUCCUGUGAUUUAAAUUUUCAAUAGAUUCCAUGAUUAUUUUGACAUUCCCUCUCAGAGCAUUUCACUUGAUAUGUCCACCUGCUUCUUGUUGUGGGAGCAGGCCUACUAGAAUAGAGAGAAGGCAGACUGAACAUCCCACAGACUUGUUUUAAAGUAGGAAGGUGUUUUUUUUAUGUAGAGGGUGUACCUACCUCUACACGCAGAGUGCAGUGUUGUUGUUUGUUGUGUUGUUGAUUUUGUCAUGGACAAGAGAAGCAGCAGAAAGCCUGUCUGACCGGUUGUGCCAAAUAUGGCUUGAAGUUCCUUCUCACCUGGGGCUGAACUGGAAACCAGAAUGGUAACUCAGCUUUUGUCAUAUUGUUACAUGUACUUAAAUACUAAGUCCACCUUAAAAGAAUGUCACUGAAUAAGGCCCCUUCCUUUCUAACUUUUCAUACCACAAGUCUUUGCGGGCAAAGCACCUUCCUGUUUGACUGAGUGGCCUCUGUGUUUGCAACGUGUUUUGUUUAUGGUGUGGGUUGUUUCGAUAUUGUAGUGUGUGUGUAUGUGUGUGUGUUAACCAAGUCAAGAUGUGAUACAACAGUACUCUUCAGUGAUAAGUGAGCGAUAGAGAAAGCAUGUUUGUGAUGGAAGUUUUGCAAUUGUGGGGGAAAAAAAAAAAAAAAGAUUUCACAAGAUGAUAUUCAAAAACGUUUGAUGCACUGUGGGGGUCAAUGAGGUUUGGUUGCCCUGUGUGCAACAACUGUGCGUGUGCGUCUGUGUUUGCUGUGACUGAGCCAAUCCCUUGGGAGAAAAAAAAGCCAUUCGAUUUUAUAGUCUUGGGAACAAAAACACCAAAUGAUUUCCUCAUAAUCCCAUUUUAUUCCAAUAAGAAAGAAAAGCAGGUACUAUGGGUUCGAAGCCAUGAUGGGAAAACAUGAGUGAAAUAAAACGACACAGGUAGUUCCACUUCAAACCUGUGAAUUUGACCAAGUUCAAAUACUUGAAAGAAAGCGUAUCGUUUUGCAUGCAGUUUCACGUGUCAGUGACCACCCCAGUCAAGAUCCAAAUGGGAUCCAAAAUCUGUCGGGUAGUGUAAGUCGGGGCAGGGCAGGGCAGGGCUCGCUGGUUCGAGUCAUGUCCCUAAAGGUCUAGUGAGGGCGCUAGAGAUUUGUUUUAAAUAAAGGCCAAAACAAAAGAGGGACUGGUGCGCUUGUGACCUGCUGUCAUCCUGGCAUGCACAGUCAGGACUUUGUAGCUCCCUCGUGACAUUUUUUGAAAUCCCUCCUGAUGUCGUUCAAGCCUUGAAAAGUCUUGUAUCAGUCGUAUUUUUUCAUUGAGAGGUAGAAAAGUACAGUGUUGACUUUUGCAAGUCUUCCUUUGGUCCAUCGCAAACGGGGAGAAUGUACUUUAUUACAAAGCGUACAAAUCAGAACAGAGGAAUAUUAUUUUUUAAAUACGCCAAUAUUUGAAUGCCAAAACGUGUUAUGACAAUUUCUGUGGAUGCAAUGCAUUUCUUUGAGAUUUCCUUCAAUGUUGCUGCUCCAGUGAUCUCAUCGUUAGUGUUUGUUGAAGCUGUGGAGCAGUGUGGGGACCCAUCUCUCAGCCUUAAGACGUGACUACUGAUGAAGCUAAUGCUACAGGUAUGGACCUGUCCACAGAAAAAUGUGGCUUAAUCCACAUGUUGUUUACUAGUUCAUUUAAUUCUUAGUCUUUUCAAGUUUUCAGUGUAAAAUGCCAGCUGUUCUUCUUGUGUAUUUUGUCAUUUUCCAGUCUUUGUAUGACAAGAAGAAGCCUUACUGUUAUCCAAAAUAUGAAAGUGAGAAUGGAUGACUCGUGUUUGAAGAUGUUCUCAUUUGAUAUUGGUUAAAGGCACUCUCUCCUGCACUCAAGAGCUUUUCCUAAUUGUACAUUUAUUGUCAUCAAAUGUUUUAUCUUGAGGUAGCAACACGUACAGUAGGUAAUAGAAUAUGUAGCCCAUAUUAAAGCAGUUCUGUUCUAACAGUUUUGAUUUCAUCUUUGAGCUAUGCAAAUGAAGCCUAUGCUUACAGUUUGUCGGAACAUGACGUCGAGUUAUAUAAGUUCUGUAAUGGUCACGCUAUUUCCCCUGAUUAAAGGUGUCUUCAUCAGAUAUGUAAGUUCUCACGUAUUGAACAUGAACGUCAUAUUUACUCUUUU